Anopheles moucheti is the source of this 2369-nucleotide messenger RNA. RefSeq names its product protein Malvolio (gene Mvl). The record is from RefSeq and is a predicted model, not a curated record. Gene Ontology annotation, cellular component: apical plasma membrane. The transcript is spliced from 12 exons. Lineage: Eukaryota; Metazoa; Arthropoda; Insecta; Diptera; Culicidae. Gene Ontology annotation, molecular function: manganese ion transmembrane transporter activity; cadmium ion transmembrane transporter activity; iron ion transmembrane transporter activity. Bases 253 to 1965 code for a protein of 570 amino acids. Gene Ontology annotation, biological process: response to manganese ion; manganese ion homeostasis; metal ion transport.
UUUUAUUAUUUGGGUUGAUGUGUGGUAAUCGUCUCUAAAGGAUUAGUAAAAUAUUCGCUGAAGUAGUUUAAUGCAAUAAUCUAGCAGUAUGCAGAUCGUUUGUGAAAAUUAUUUCGCGAAAUAAAUGUAUCUCACCGUCCCUCUUUGCAUAGUGACAAUCCCUUGUGGUCGUUGCGUGGCCUAUUCGUCACUGGAAUAGAUAAGAAUUGGAAAUCGGUGAUUUUUUUUAUGUCGUAGGCUUUAAGUAACGCAAUGAAUUUCGACAAAUCCACUUCUCCCCGUAAUAACAGUGCGGGCGACAAAUCUGUUAGUCAAACUUCUUCAACAGCUACAACACCUAGUUCUAGUAAUAGUUUGAUCGAGCCUUCCGAAGAUUCUACCCUAAACAAUGCUACGAGUAUAUUUUAUGGCGGAGAACGUGGCGGAUCUGGUGCCGAUGCGAGAGAUUUCAGCUUUCGAGAAUUAUGGGCGUUUACUGGGCCAGGGUUUUUGAUGUCUAUCGCUUAUCUGGAUCCGGGAAACAUCGAAUCGGACCUGCAGAGCGGAAUUGUAGCCAAAUACAGUUUGUUAUGGGUGCUACUUGGAGCGACGCUGUUAGGAUUAGCAAUGCAACGAUUGGCUGUGAAAAUUGGAGUUGUUACAGGAUUGGAUCUAGCGGAGAUGUGCCAUAAACAAUACAAAACUGUGCCUCGAUUGAUACUUUGGCUAAUGGUAGAAAUUGCUAUUAUUGGGUCUGAUAUGCAGGAAGUCAUUGGUACAGCAAUAGCCAUCUACCUUCUCUCGUACAAACGAAUACCUUUGUACGUUGGCGUAUUGAUAACCGUAUUAGACACGAUGUCCUUUCUAUUUUUGGAUAAGUAUAAAUUGAGACGGUUGGAAUUAUUUUUUGGUUUCCUCAUUACAACAAUGGCGAUAUCGUUCGGUUAUCAAUACAUCAUCAGUGAUACGCCACAAAUGGAAGUAAUCAAAGGCAUGUUUAUUCCCUGGUCUUCCGACUAUCGACCCGGUACGCUAUUGCAAGCGGUUGGGAUAAUUGGUGCAGUUAUCAUGCCGCACAAUUUGUAUUUACAUUCAGCGCUGGUGAAGUCCCGAGCGAUCAAUCGAAACGAAGUAAAAGAGGUGAAGAAAGCCAAUCGUUAUUACUUUAUCGAAGCAUCGAUAGCGCUUGCUGUAUCAUUUGUCAUCAACGUGUUUGUAGUUUCUGUAUUUGCUCACGAUUUGUACGGAAAAACUAAUCAGGAUGUGAUCGACCGAUGCAGUAAUUCGUCUUUUUCGGAUGAUAUUCUACAAGCGUUUACGGCAAAUAAUGCUACAGCUGAUAUUAAUAUUUACAAAGCUGGUUUGGUGCUAGGAUGCUUUUACGGCGGACUGUCAAUGUAUGUGUGGGCAAUCGGCAUACUAGCGGCUGGUCAAAGUUCCACCAUGACUGGCACUUAUGCAGGACAGUUUGCUAUGGAAGGCUUUCUUAAUUUGCAAUGGGCGCGCUGGAAACGGGUAUUGUUCACCAGAACCGUUGCAAUAAUGCCAGCAUUUUAUGUUGCAUUUUUCAGUAAACUAGAGGAUUUAACCAAAAUGAAUGAUAUUUUGAAUGCAGUAAUGGCUUUGCAACUUCCAUUCGCAGCGAUACCUACUGUCGCUUUUUCUUCGAGCGUGGCAUUAAUGAAGAAAGAGUUCGUGAACGGCACGACAGAGAAAGUCAUCUCCAUCGCCCUCAGUUUCACCGUCAUUGGCAUUAAUCUGUAUUUUAUUAUUGCCAAUCUGCAGCAAGUGAAUUUGACCGCUUUCAUGAUAAUUGGCGUGGUUAUAUUCGGCACCUUCUACAUAGCUUUUAAUGUAUACCUUAUAUUACAUAUGAUGGUAAAUUUGGGAAACAAAUCAUUAGCUACUAAUUCAUUCGUGAAACGGUAUAUCUUUGAUGAUGUUGAUCUGUUUUCAAAUAUGGCAACGAUAGAUAAUGGUUUAUGAUUUUAAAUGAAUAAUCUUGCCAGUCAUUUACAUACUUACUUCGAGUAAUUAGUUAGAAUGCAUAUCUUUGCGAAUAUCAAUUGUUAAAAGAAGUUUUUAUCGGGGCAGAUUAAGCUAAUUGUGCCUUAAUAGUGAAAUAGAUAUUUAGGGAACUUAUAUGUUCGUGAUGUUUUGUGUUAAUCCAUUCAAGAUUUAUAAUUUGGAUUGAUUUCAUAUGAAAAGAAAAAUAUUUAGUUACAUUCAAAAAGUGCAAUGCAUAAAAGGGAUAUACAAUUAGGGCUGUGCAAUUGUAAAGGCAUAAUAUAUCUAUCACAUAUAUCUCGUCACAUGUUAAUAAAAAUACAGGUAUAACAUUAUUUAUUGGCUUAUUUUUAUUUGUGUUUGUUUAAGACAUACGUCGAAAG